UCCGGGAUCACGGCCUCCGCCUGCCCCUGGCUAUCCCGACCCUGAGCGGCUUCCUCGUUAUUUCUGUCUGGAUUAAUAAAGCGGUCGAGGGCCGUAUAAUCUUUGGGUUAUUCCUUCUUUUGUGCACCAUAGAUUUUUCUCUCGAAUCAACUGAGGAAGGACAAUGGGAGUUCAAGGACUUUGGAAGCUGCUUGAGUGCGCCGGGAGACCCAUAAACCCAGAAACACUGGAAGGGAAAAUUCUUGCUGUUGAUAUCAGUAUUUGGUUGAACCAAGCAAUAAAGGGAGCCAGAGAUCGUGGUGGUAUUCCUGUACGGAAUGCUCACCUGCUCACUCUGUUUCAUCGACUCUGCAAGUUACUGUUUUUCCGGAUUCGCCCCAUCUUUGUUUUUGAUGGAGAGGCACCUCUUCUGAAGAGACAAACCUUAGCUAAGCGAAGACAAAGAAAGGAAAAUGCCAUCAAUGACUCCAGGAAAACUGCAGAGAAACUCUUGAAAACACUUUUGAAGAGACAUGUUAUCAAAACUGCUCUUACAGGCAAAAGAAAUGAAGCUUUGCCCAGUAUUACACAAGUUCGAAGAGAAGGAAUUGAUGAUAUGUAUGCAUUGCCUGCUUUAGAGGAUGAAGAGAAGAAUAGCUCAGAGGAGGAGGAAGAAAAAGAAUGGCAAAUGAGAAUGAGCCAAAAAAAGAUGUUGCAAGAACAGUUAUGUGAAAAUCCUUAUUCUGUAGAUAUUGAAUCAGAAGAUUUCCACAAACUGCCUCCAGAAAUAAAACAUGAGAUCUUGACUGAUAUUAAAGAACUUACAAAGCGAAGAAGAACGUUAUUUGAAGCAAUGCCAGAGGACUCCAAUGACUUUUCCCAGUACCAACUUAGGGGUUUGCUUAAAAAAAGCAACCUCAAUCGGUGCAUAGAAAAUGUACAAAAAGAAAUGAAUCAACAGCACUCGGGUGAAAUCCAAACACAAUAUGAAAAUGAAGGUGGUUUUGUGAAAGAAGUGGAAUCAAGGAGGGUGGUCUCUGAAGAGACUUCUCACUAUAUUCUGAUAAAGGGUAUUCAAGCAAGAGAAGCUAUGAGUAGAGACUUGGAAACUACUGCAGGACCCUCAUCAAAAAUGCAUGAAUUGACUAAAUUAAAUAAAAUCAAUGAACCUCCUGCUAAUGCAAAGCUGUCUGCAUCUGACAAGAUGCAGACAGAGGAAGAUGUCAAGGCUGUGGCAGCACCCCCCUCUCCUCGUACUUUGCUUGCUAUCCAGGCAGCCAUGGUGGAAAGCAGCUCAGAAGAAGAACUGGAUGCAGGACGAUUGAACGUGGACCAGUUUGUGCCAGAGGAAGGCAGUGUGUCUCCAAGAACACUGUGGGCAAUUCAGCAAGCUCUGAGUGAAGAUGAUAAAGGGGAAGAAGUUGUUGCUGCUACGACCGAUGGGGUGCUAUCAGGAAGAACAGAAGGGAAGGAUUUUCUGCCUACUAGCUCAGAUGAGGAGAAGAUUCCUGAAGUUAAAGAGGAAAAAAACAUUCCUACAGCUACAAUUCAUUCAUCAAUCCAAGUGACUGUGCAAGAUGCUAAAUUUAAACAAAGGAGUCGGGAGUUAGAAAAAAGUCAUAUUACACCCAAUGACACUGGUAUAUUCAGAGAUAAAAAUUAUUCUGCUAUUGAAAAUACUAGAAAAGACAAAGAAGAUUUAGACAAAGAAAGAAAUGGUUCCAAAAUGAACUCGGAGUCUCUGGGAGAUAAGGAUAUGAAUUCGUGUUUGCAGAAGCCAAGCUGUUACCCUGUGCAAACUAGUAUAGAUGCUUUGAUUCAUGCUGAAACAACAGACCUUUGCAAAAAUGAGGAAAACUUGAACAUUUCUGAAAAUACACAGGAAGUAAUUUUGCAAUCAGAGGAGAAUGUAUCUGACGAUAUUAGAUUUUUUCCAGAAACAAGAGAUCCUGAGGAGAAAAGAGAAAGGAUAUCGCAGUCUGAAGACAGUGAUUCUGAUGGAAGCUUUAUUGAAGUGGAUGCUGAGGUCAGUAAUGAGGCUGAGUUUCCUACUAAAUAUGAUGAAAAAAUGGGUGAUGAACUGACACUUCCAGAAGUGGAGACAGACCGACCUGAAGUUCUCACACUGGCCUUGCUGAAGGAGUCUGAUGAGGUGCAGUUGGGAAACACUCAGAAUGUUGCAAGAGAAGCUGAUAGUAAAGAUGCAGUGGAUGAGUGGCAAGACAUCAGUUUGGAAGAACUAGAAGAAUUGGAAAAGAACCUUUCUACUGAGCAGAAUACGCUUCAGUCUCAAAAACAGCAGCAGGAACGUGUUGCUGCUUCUGUAACAGGACAGAUGUUCUUGGAAAGCCAGGAACUCCUCCGUCUGUUUGGCAUUCCGUAUAUCGAAGCUCCGAUGGAGGCAGAGGCACAGUGUGCUGUAUUGGACCUCACUGAUCAGACCUCUGGGACAAUCACCGAUGACAGUGAUGUUUGGUUGUUUGGUGCACGACAUGUUUAUAAAAAUUUCUUCAGUCAGAACAAAUACGUAGAAUAUUACCAGUAUGUUGACUUUCAGAACCAGCUAGGGUUGGAUAGAAGCAAGCUAAUUAAUCUGGCAUACUUGCUUGGAAGUGACUACACUGAGGGCAUCCCAAAUGUUGGCUUUGUAACAGCGAUGGAGAUUUUAAAUGAAUUUCCUGGGCAUGGCUUGGAGCCUCUCUUAAAAUUCGCUGAGUGGUGGAAUGAGGCUCAGAAGAAUAAGAAAGUGAAACCUAAUCCACAUGACACCAAAGUCAAGAAGAAACUGCGGGAGCUACAGCUUUAUUCAGGUUUCCCAAAUCCAGCAGUGGCAGAAGCAUACCUGAAGCCUGUGGUGGAUGAGUCAAGGGGUUCAUUCACCUGGGGGAAGCCUGAUGUAGAGCAGAUCAGGGAAUUCUGCAAGGAUCACUUUGGCUGGACUAUGACAAAGAUAGAUGGAAUCCUUUUGCCUGUGAUGAAACAACUGAACUUGCAGCAGACUCAGCUUCGAAUUGAUUCAUUCUUCAGACUAGAACAGCAUGAAAAACAAGCUAUUAAAAGUCAGAGACUGCGCAGAGCUGUGACUUGUCUGAAGAGAAAGGAAAAGGAAGCAGAUGAUGUAAUCCAGGAGGCCACUGCUGUCAUGGAGAUAGAGCUUAAACAGCCUGGGAAAAGGAAAGGGAAAGGUACCACAGGCACUGCAAAUCAAGCUGCAGCAACAAAAGCACAGAGUGGAAAGAGAAGAAAACAUUCAGGUUCCAGAAAAGAAUUUUCAUAUGGAGGUGGUUUUGUUGGGAAUUUGCAUCUUUCAGAAACUUCUAGUGACUCCUCAGUGGAGGAAUCUGAAGGCAGAGAUUUAAGCAAGAGCAAAAGGAAGAAAAACGUGUCUGCAACAGAGGCAGCAGACCAUAAGGAGAAAAAAGGGCAUAGUAGCUCGAGUGGUGAGGAUGAAGACCUGGGAAAUAUAGUCAUGGUGACUGCCAAACCUGUGUUUGAAGGCAGAAAAAAGAAGUCAUGGAGCAAGAGAGGAACAAGAAAGAAAAUGUCUUGAAAAAAAAAUAAAAUUAAAAAAGACUGAUUUUUCUGACUUGAGCUUUGUAAAUAUUCUAAUGAAUUCUUUAUAAAAUAUAAUAAAUUAUCUCUAU
This is a messenger RNA of Cinclus cinclus, 3623 nucleotides long. RefSeq names its product ERCC excision repair 5, endonuclease (gene ERCC5). Gene Ontology annotation, biological process: nucleotide-excision repair. NCBI's taxonomy places the organism in Eukaryota, Metazoa, Chordata, Aves, Passeriformes, Cinclidae. Gene Ontology annotation, molecular function: DNA endonuclease activity; single-stranded DNA binding. Bases 164 to 3529 code for a protein of 1121 amino acids. The transcript has 16 exons. Gene Ontology annotation, cellular component: nucleus. The record is from RefSeq and is a predicted model, not a curated record.